This is a messenger RNA of Thermochaetoides thermophila DSM 1495, 2853 nucleotides long. RefSeq lists its product as uncharacterized. Bases 1 to 2853 code for a protein of 950 amino acids. The record is from RefSeq and is a predicted model, not a curated record. Lineage: Eukaryota; Fungi; Ascomycota; Sordariomycetes; Sordariales; Chaetomiaceae. The transcript has 2 exons.
AUGCCGCCCAAAAAACAACCCGCGGCGGUCCCUCCGGACCAAAAGACCUUCACCGUCAUCCCCAUGCCAAUAAGCAUUCAACAGCUCAUGUCACGUCCCCAUGAUGGCAAAGAUAGCCAUCCUCCCAUGACAUCUAAACAGGCACAGAAACUAUAUCGCCAGAAGAAUCGCCAGCCUCGGAUGUCCAAGGAGGAGCAGCGGCGGCUUGAGCGACUUGAGCAAGAAAGAAUUAGGAAGGAGUUAGAGCAAGAAAAGAGGCUGAACAGAGCCCAAUUCCUGCGGGAGAAGAAAAAACAGCAAGAACAAGCAAAGUUGCUGGAGAGGAAGCGCCAGGGCUUGCCACUGGUUGAUCCUCGCCCGAGCCAGAAUGUGAUAACAAAGUUCAUCAGGGGUCCUGUCGUGGGCCAGAAGCGCGACGCUUCAGGUUCAAUCGUUAACCAUAAUAAUGAGUCCCACACAGAGAUGGAGCUGGAUGGUGCGGAGAAUCAAGAGGAUGAAAUGGAGGAGUACAGAGCACGUAAGCGCCUACGCCUCGAGGCUUUAGAUAAUAAUCACCAGGGUAAUGACGCUUUUAAUGCCACUGAGGACAAUAACUUUCGAGCGCUUCGCAUGCUACCGCCGUCCAGCCGAGGUCAGCACUCCGGCCCAGCCCCUGGUGGUCUCCAGAGUUCUAUUACCUCCCAGGAGCUUAAAACGGUCGCCGCUGGGGUUUCUACGUUACAGAAUGUGGUUGAGGGGACUACACAGAGCAACACAAUCGUACCUGCAACCUCACACAAAGCUACCACUACUACGGCACAGAACAUCUACACUUCUCUCAAUCCACAGCUUGCUGCUCAAUCCGUCACAAAUCAGUCUGUCCGUAAGACUGCCAACCCUGAGCAGCGAGUGCAGCAAUUAUCUGGAUUAGAAUGUGACUCUGUCAGUAACAUCAAGUCGACCAUGCGCUCUUCUCCCUCACGGGAUAAUUCUCAUCCUGCACAGCAAUUUCUCAAUGCGCGUUCAUCUAUGCAGCAUCCUCUCCAGCCUAGGUACACGCGCUCUGGUAUCCAAAAACCAAAUCAUUCUCCCUCUUAUGUUCCGUCGCCUCUUCGCAAGUCUCUCGAGCCUCAGACCCCCACCAGCACUCAAUUGUUCUUGAUGACGCACGCGGAUGAGUUCCUCCUCUCAGCUUCUCAGGAAGCUCGGGAGCUUGCAGGUGGUGAUUAUGUACCAGAGCAGCCUAAGCCGGCUCAGAUACCCGCUCUGGUCAAGCAAUCUGGUUUCCGUACGAAGCCCUCUCUUGUUCAGCAACUUCAGAUACACACAGUUUCCAAGACGGCGCCUCAGCAGUUUGUUCCCCACCAGCAGCUACAAAAGCCAGUAACACUCAAGAAUGCAGCGCCAAAGCCCUCCUCCGCUCAGACGCCUGGUCCUGUCCAGAACGCUGCUUCAGUUAGACAGCCACCAAAUCCUGCACCUGUCAAGCCCAUGGCUCAACAGCCAGUCAUUUCGCGCAAACAAAUUAAUCGGUUUGCUGCCACAAGAAUUCAGAGCAAUCGGGUUGUUUCUUUUCUGGCUCCACUGCCAAAGCCUGCCCCAGCGGCUCCCGCGCCCCUUAAUUCCAAGCCCAAACUCAUCGAAGAGACUGCUGCGGACGUGAUUGCCAACAUAUCCUUUCAAGACAUCAUGUCCACCCAGGAAGAGCGAGAGCUAGAGGGGGCGAGCAGGAAGGAUGCUAAAGUCACCAAACUGCUCAAUGAGCUCUCUUUCUUCUCUACUCAAGACCUCUUUAUAUCGACUCAAGAGGCCAGCGAUCUAGAGCGGCCGGCUCCAAUCAAGGCUAAGAGCGUUAAGGAGCUCGUCGCCGCGGAGGAGCUGAAGCUGAUGUCGUCUGACUUUCGGGAUAUCGAGGGCUCAGGGAAAUUGGGGAAGCAUGCUAAUGGUGUUACAGAGCCCAAGACUGCCUCCUUUUGCACGCAGGAUGUUACCCUCACCUCGUCGGACCUACAGGAUAUCGAAGCACCUGCAGCUGCUCAGACCAGCAUCUCGAAAAGCGCUAUCGAGGUUGUUCCUGCCAACAGGCCUAGCGUCCAGGCCGUGGCGGCGGACUCCGAUUCGGAGAUUAAGGACAUCCCGUCGCCUGUCCGCCCCAAGCCAUGCCGAUCUUUGGAAAUCAAACCUCCUCCCUUUAUCAUUAGAAAUAUAAAUCAACCCAGCGCUGGCACCCCACAUGGAUCUUCUAACCUCAGGCUGCUCCACAGCUUUCUUCCGCCUUCGCACCGCACUACUUCUCCGAAGGGCGAUCAGGCAGCAGCUAUCAAGAAGCCGGUCAGAUGCCCGUUGGAGGAUAUCGAGGAUCCUGAGUCCGAUAAGGAAAACGGUGUCCUCGACAAGAACGACAACAAGGAGGGCGCGAAGGACAAAGAGAAGAAGGCAGAUUCUACAACCCCUCCUCCACGCCGAGAGAAACGCCGCUUCUUUACACCCAGCGGCAACGGCAUCCGACUGCUGAUGACCAUCAGCAGGAACAAGAAGGCUAAAGAGCAAGAGAUAGAGAGAAGGCGUGUGCAGGAGAUGAGGGAGAGGUGGGCUCAGGCCACUGCUUCGAAUAGCAACAACACCAACGCCACUAAUACUACCGGGUCGAGCUGCGAUCAUAACACUAUCGCCAACAGCAAAAACAACACGAGCGGCAAGUUGGAAGCCCAAAUCAUCCCCUGCUCUCCCCCAAAACAGAUCACGGCUGUCCCUCCUGUUUCGAGCCGGCGGCGUGCGUCACCCACCGUUCACCCUCAACUUUCAUCAUCACAGUCCACGGACUAUGGAGAUCCGAACUUGGAUGAUGAAGAUUUCGUUUUGUUGGGUAUUUGA